AUGGGCGGUGAUCACGGCCACGAAUGGUCCAACAGCUUCUGGGACUGCUGCUCCCCGAGCGGAACAUGCUUCGAAGGAUUCUGCUGCCCAUGCUGUCUUCACGGCAAAACGUCCUCGCGACUCAGAGACCCUGCUUUGAAGAAUGGCAAAUCCAUGAAUGGCGACUGCUGCAUCUACCUCCUAACAGCCUACCUAGGCUUCCACUGGGUCCCCCUAAUGUUCAAGCGCGGCGAACUCCGCGAACGCUUCGGCAUCCAGGGCUCUGGAUGCGGCGACUGCGCGUCGGCCUACUUCUGCCCCUGCUGUUCGCUCAUGCAGCAUGAGAAGGAAGUUGACGAUCAGUCGGGUCGUAUGCAGGCUCCGGGGGGGUAUCAGGCUCCUCCUGGGAUGGCUUAUCAUGCGCAGUGA
Aspergillus campestris IBT 28561 is the source of this 408-nucleotide messenger RNA. Its product is annotated as PLAC8 family protein. The transcript has 3 exons. Lineage: Eukaryota; Fungi; Ascomycota; Eurotiomycetes; Eurotiales; Aspergillaceae. The coding region runs from base 1 to 408 and encodes 135 amino acids. The record is from RefSeq and is a predicted model, not a curated record.